Messenger RNA from Archocentrus centrarchus (flier cichlid), 1738 nucleotides. Its product is annotated as probable serine/threonine-protein kinase DDB_G0286627. The transcript has 3 exons. NCBI's taxonomy places the organism in Eukaryota, Metazoa, Chordata, Actinopteri, Cichliformes, Cichlidae. Bases 101 to 646 code for a protein of 181 amino acids. The record is from RefSeq and is a predicted model, not a curated record.
UUUUGCAAAACUACAGCUGCACAGUGGCAUUGCUUUUAUACAGGAUUUGACUUUGUUUACUACACAAAGUACUACACAAAGUGAUAGCAGUCAAUCAAAAAUGGACCUUCUGAAAACCACCCUCCUCAUCGUCCUUCUCACAACAAUAUCUGCCAUGCCAAGGGGUUCCAGAAGGCAUCACGACGCAGAUAUUCCUGAGCAGAAAAUGCUCCAUGCCUUUAACCAGUUCAUCAGGAACGCCUUCAAAGACGAAGAUUCCAGUGAAUCUCCAGAAAGUAAAUCUUCUUCUGAGGAGAGUAAGUCCUCUGAGGAAAUUAUCAUUCCUGAUGUGACCACACCAGUUGUAAUCACGCCGGCCGUGACCACGCCUGCCGUGACCACACCCGCCGUGACCACACCCGCCGUGACCCAGCCAGCUGUGACCCAGCCAGCUGUGACCUCUCCUGCGAUGACAACCGUUGAAGAAGGGAGUACAGCCACUCCUGAAGUGGGCACGAUAGACACCGACCAACCAAUCGUGAUGGAGACAACGCUCUCACCAGAAACGCCGACCCCAUCCGCCAGUGUCACAACAACGUGUGAUCAGUGUUUUACGGUGGUGAUUCCAACAGGAGCUCCCAUCACCGACAACAGGGGAGACAACUGAGCAACCAUUAGGCAACGGCAGCGAGUCGCAUGUGGGCAGUUUCUAUCCAUUUUAGAGAGACAAAGUCUCCAUAUUUUCUUUUCAAUUUGCAUCUUUUUGUGAAAAUUACUUUGCAUGUAUCUAAGAAAAAAUUUAGUUUAAAAAAAGAAGAGCAUGUGCCUUUGUUUUUCUGUUUAUAUGUUUUAUAUGAAAAUCUGAUCCCCUUUUAUACCUAUUUUUAUACCUUUUAACAGAGGUUCCCAAUUAUUUUUAACACAUUAACAGCAGGAUUAAUAGACCUCUAACAUCUCAGGACAGAGGAUAAGAAAAUAAUGAUUCCCUUAAGCCGAUUUUGAACUGAUUUAAUAUUACGGGAGAAGGUGGGGAAGUGAUUGUGUGCAGUCUGGUUACAAAUAACUGAUAACCCUGGAUAAAGCCACUUGUAUAUGCUAGUUUAAUUUUCAGUAGCUAAAAUGUGUCUUUGUGUAUUCAUAUGCAUGUAUGUGCUACUAAGUGUACAUUCAGAUGAGUUAAUCCUUCACUGCUGGUUUGUCCUGUGAAAUCCAGAGUAUGACCUGCAGUGUUUUAAUUCUCAAAAGCUAAAUCAGAGCAUUUAUGAACCAAACCACUUAAAUAUGUGGCAAUAUAAAAUAAACAAAUGGGCGGCUUGUUUGCAUGUUUAUUGCAGCUUUAAGGCAGGAUAUGGUUGGACUUCUGACAAUGUGCUAAAUAAAACUUAAUUUCAGGUUUUCUGCAAAGAGCUGCUGAUAUACUGCUGAAAGCCUAAAGACAUCUGUCCAAGCAGGAAAACCAGCCAAAGCCAGUGAUGGUUAUGGAAUUACAUUUUCACAAAGCAACAACAAAAAGUUGUUGCUCUGCAUGAGGUAUCUGGAGUAUGUGUCCCAACCGCAGCAGUGUGUUUAUAGCCUGUGGAGGAUGUGUCAUGUCAGCUCUUGUCUGUUGUCUGUUCAUUCUGGUGAAGAGUCCUUACCACAGCAGGUUUCUUUAAAUACCAGCUGUAAAUGUAUCUUUUCCCAGAUUAAAUGUAGAGCAGAGGGCCAGAACAACACCUUAAUGUUGUUGGUGUGUUUCUAUUUUAUGGUGUAUUAGACU